CCCGCCGCGGGCUGCGCGGGUGCCGGGUGCCCCGGUCCCUGGCGCCGCGCCCGCAUCUCGCCUCCUGCAGCCCGGACUGGCACGGCGAUCCGCUCGCCCAAACUGACUCGAAGAGAGCAGGCACCGCCGAUGCCUGCCUGCACCACGACAGCGGGCGAACGAGCGUCCGGGGCAAGGCGGGGGAGGAGGGGAGACAGAGGCGUCGGAGACUCUGAAUCCCGGAAAAGUUCAAGGUUCGUGCAGCUCUCCCCUCAACCACCCCAGGAAGACGAGGAGCGCGGCGAGGCAGCGCGCCCCUCAGCUUCAGGUGGUGAGCCCUGCGAAGGAAAGGGGUGGCCUGGAGCGGGCGGGCCGAGCCCCUGCCCAUCCUACGUCGUUUGUGAGCGGGAAGCUGCGGUCGACGCCCUGGAUAGGAGGGACUUGCGGCAGGGCGCAUUAGCCGGCUUUCCAGCUCCCUCGCUCCUCCAAGCCCCUGUGGCCACCAGGCACCCCAUUUCGGCCACGCCACCCUCACCCCGGCCGCCGAGCCGCUGCCCGGGGCGGGCCGCGGCGUUGAGCCUGGCCUGCGUCGAGCCCGAGCCCUGAUCGAGGCUGGAGAGAGAGAGCGCGCUGGAGCCCAAGCGCGAGCUGAGCGAGGGGACAGACAACUGGCCGCCCGCCUCGGGCGUUCCGUCUGGGCGUCGGCGGUCUCAGCGCUGCACGGAAACUUUUCCUUCUCCGAGUGGAUUAAAGUUGCCGGGAUUUUUCUCUUUCUUUGCGAAAGAAACCGUUCCUUGGCACCUGACCUGGGAUUUUUAUGCUGAAGCUGCUGCAGGGCGCUCUGAGGAAGAAAGCCGCGCUAUCCAUGUGGGGUUACUUCAGAAACCGAGGGGACUGGGGCCGGCGCUGGAGAGCUGCACCCUCGUGCGACUUCGGACUGGAGCUGGGCCGCGGGCUCGCGGCACUCGGGACUGGGCUCUGAGCGGCCCCCGGCCCCGGGACUGCACGUGCGGCUCCCGGCUGGCUCCGCGGAUCCUGCAGGGGGCACCAGCCUGGGGGCGGCCGAGGCUCCUCCCGCCCGGAGCUGCGCCCCCACCACUUCCGAGGGUGUAGCCGGUGGCGCCUGGGACGCCCCCUCCCCGCAAAGUGUCCCCAAAUUGCACUUGCUUGCCCCCUCCCCCCUACCACACGCCUCAGCAGACAGCUGGGCGCACCGGCCACCCCGAGUUGGAUGUGACCGAGCCUAGCCCGGGGCCAAGUCGUCGUCGGCUGUUGCCCCCUCAGGCCCCUCCCGCCCCCGGCUCGGCCAUGGCCCCGGGGAUGUCGGGCCGCGGCGGCACCGCCCUGCUCUGCCUCUCCGCGCUGCUCGCCCACGCCUCCAGCCGCUCGCACCCGGCCAGCCCCAGCCCGCCAGGGCCGCAAGCUAGCCCAGUGCUGCCGGUCAGCUACCGCCUGUCGCACACGCGGCUGGCCUUCUUCCUGCGGGAGGCCCGGCCACCACCACUACCGCCCUCUGAGGCCAACGGCUCCCUACAGCGCUCCGAGCCCUUCGUGGUGUUCCAGACCAAGGAGCUGCCCGUGCUCAACGUGUCGCUGGGGCCCUUCAGCACAAGCCAGGUGGUGGCACGAGAGCUCCUACAGCCCUCCAGCACGCUGGACAUCCCCGAGCGCCUGACGGUCAACUGGAAGGUGCGGGCCUUCAUUGUGCGCGCCCGCGUGCCUGCCUCGCAACCCGUGGCGCAGGUGCUUUUCUACGUGGCCGGUCGAGACUGGGACGACUUCGGUGUCACUGAGCGCCUGCCCUGCGUCCGCCUGCACGCCUUCCGAGACGCCCGCGAAGUCAAGAGCUCCUGCCGCCUCGCCGGGGGCCUGGCCACGUGUCUCGUGCGGGCCGAGCUGCCCCUAGCGUGGUUCGGACCCCCAGCACCCGCCUCACCACCCUCUGCACGCCGCAAGGCUCCGGAUGGGCUGGAAGCUGAGGCAACCGGGGAAAGUCAGCAGGCAGAGCUCUAUUAUACCCUGCAUGCCCCCGAUGCCACCGGCGGCUGUGGUGGGGCCCGGCGCGGGCCGGUGCCCGGGGCUGGGGCGCGUGCCGAGAGCCCCACGCAGCACCCGCUACUGCGCAUCGGGAGCAUUAGCCUGUUCCGGCCGCCGCCCCGGAGGGCCCUGCAGGAGCACAGACUGGACAGCAAUCUGAUGAUCCGCCUGCCCGACCGACCCCUCAAGCCUGGGGAGGUGCUCACCGUCCUGCUCUACCUGGCUCCCAAUACCUCUUCGGCCUCCAGCCCCAGCGUGGAGCAUUUCACACUCAGAGUGAAGGCCAAGAAGGGUGUGACCCUUCUAGGCACCAAGUCACGGAGUGGCCAGUGGCAUGUGACCUCAGAGCUACUGACGGGAGCAAAGCACUCAACAGCCACCGUGGAUGUGGCCUGGGCUCAGGGCACGCCCCUGCCUCCCUGGGAAGGCCAGGGGCCCCUGGAGAUCCUGCAGCUGGACUUUGAAAUGGAGAACUUCACCAGCCAGUCGGUCAAGCGGAGGAUUAUGUGGCACAUUGACUACCGUGGCCACGGCGCUUUGCCUGAGCUGGAGAGGGCAGUCACAGAGCUCACGGUCAUCCAGCGGGACGUACAAGCCAUCCUUCCUCUGGCCAUGGACACAGAGAUCAUCAACACAGCCAUCCUGACUGGCCGCACUGUGGCCAUCCCUGUCAAGGUCAUCGCCAUUGAAGUGACCGGCCUCGUGCUAGACGUUUCUGCUCUGGUGGAAUGCGAGUCUGACAAUGAGGAUAUCAUCAAGGUGUCCAGCAGCUGCGACUAUGUAUUUGUGAGCGGAAAGGAGUCUCGAGGGUCCAUGAACGCCAGAGUCACCUUCCGCUAUGAUGUGCUCCAAGCCCCCUUGGAAAUAACCGUCUGGGUACCCAAGCUGCCACUACACAUCGAGCUCUCAGACGCCCGCCUCAGCCAAGUGAAGGGCUGGAGGGUGCCCAUCCUCCCCGACCGGAGGUCAGCCCGGGAGAGUGAGGACGAGGAGGAGGAGGAAGAGGAGCGGCGGCAGAGUGUGAGUCGGGGCUGUACCUUGCAGUACCAGCAUGCCACGCUGCAGGUCUUCACCCAGUUCCACACCACCUCAGCAGAGGGGACCGACCAGGUGGUUACCAUGCUGGGCUCGGACUGGCUGGUGGAGGUCACCGACCUGGUCAGUGACUUCAUGCGGGUAGGUGACCCCCGAGUGGCACAUUUGGUGGACAGCAGCACGCUGGCAGGCCUGGAGCCAGGCACCACCGCCUUUAAGGUGGUGUCCCCGCUGACGGAGGCCGUGCUAGGAGAGACGCUGCUGACAGUGACGGAGGAGAAGGUCACCAUCACACAGCUGCAGGCCCAGGUGGUGGCCAGCCUGACCCUGUCCCUGCGGCCCAGCCCCGGGAGCAGCCACACCAUCCUGGCCACCACGGCCGCUCAGCAGACCCUCAGCUUCCUCAAGCAGGAAGGCCUCCUGAGCCUCUGGCUCUCCUACAGUGACGGCACCACGGCCCCACUCUCUCUCUACAGCCCCCGUGACUACGGGCUGCUGGUGAGCAGCCUGGAUGAGCGUGUGGUCACUGUGACCCAGGAUCGCACCUUCCCACUGGUGGUGGCCCAGGCUGAGGGAGCCGGGGAGCUGCUCCGGGCAGAGCUCAGCAUUUCUGAGAGCUGUCAGAAAACCAAGCGCAAGAGUGUACUGGCCACUACCCUCGUAGGCCUGCGGGUGCACUAUGGAAGGGACGAGGAAGACCCCACCUAUGACUACCCAGGCCCCAGCCAGCCAGGACCCGGUGGGGGUGAGGAUGAGGCCCAAGGAGGCGGCCAGCCAGGCACUGCGCACCCUGCUCCAGGGGUCCCAGGCCAGGGAACCAGCAGUCCCACUGAGGACUAUCUGCCACUGCCCACGGGUUUCCUGCAGAUGCCUCGAGGGCUGACCGACCUGGAGAUUGGCAUGUAUGCCUUGCUGGGUGUCUUCUGCCUUGCCAUCCUUGUCUUCCUCAUCAAUUGCAUCGUUUUCGUGCUGCGCUACCGGCAUAAGCGCAUCCCGCCUGAGGGCCAGACCAGCAUGGACCACUCUCACCACUGGGUGUUUCUGGGCAAUGGACAGCCACUGCGCGUGCAAGGGGAGCUCUCACCACCUGCCAGCAAUCCGCUAGAGACGGUCCCCGCCUGCUGCCACGGUGACCACCACAGCAGCGGCAGCUCGCAGACCAGCGUCCAGAGCCAAGUGCACGGCCGCGGUGAUGGCUCCUCUGGCGGCUCUGCCCGGGACCAGAACGAGGACCCUGCCAGCUCACCCACCUCCAAACGAAAGCGGGUCAAGUUCACCACCUUCACCACUCUGCCCUCUGAGGAGCUGGCCUAUGACUCGGUGCCUGCCGGAGAAGAAGAUGAGGAAGAUGAAGAGGACCUGGGUUGGGGCUGCCCGGAGGUGGCCGGCUCCACGAGGCCCACAGCACCCCCAGACCUGCACAAUUAUAUGCGCAGAAUCAAAGAGAUCGCAUAGGCGGUGGGGAGUGGGUUGAGGGAGGGGUGCAGUAACUGCUCCAACCCCCAGACCCCGGCUCACCCAGGGCAGGCAGCUGGAUGGAUUUAUACUUCCUGCCCCUACAGCUUUGCCCAGCCCUGCUCACAGCUACCCUCUUCUGCCCUCUGCAGGUGGAGGACCCUCCCUCCUGUGGCUCGCAGGGCGGAGGGCCACCCUAAUCUGCCCUGGUGUAGUCCUUCCCAGGCUGCUGCCCUCAUGAGGGAGGGCAGAAGGCCACACCUGGGGCAAAGGGAGUGGGGCCCACACUGUGUCCCAGCCCUCACCUUCCCUCCCUCCCACCCUACCCCUGUGAAGGGGGCUUUGGGGAGUCUUGAGUCACGCUGCAUCAAGACUUUUCUCAAACCAAUAUUCAGGGAUUUCCGUCCUACAGGGUGGGAGGUGCAGUUGCCUGCCCUGCUGAGGAGCUUGCUGUGGACAGGACAUGGGGCAAGGUGGCAUGGUGGUUGGUCGUAGCAUCUGCUGGCUUCUGAGUGUCUCCUAGGCUGUCCCUGGGAGCUGAUUAUACGAAGGGAGCUAGUGCCACAUCAGGCACUUCCCUGAGUUCUCACCCUGCUGUGAGGGCUGUGGGCAGGGACCCUAAAGGGAAGGUUUCUGGGUCCCUCUACAGCCAAGCAGCACCCCAGAGCGCCUGGGUCCACAGAGGGCCUCCGAUGUCCCGCCCCACCCCCCAGCAGGGUCAACACUAUUGCGCCUUAGCCAUCUCCAAUCUGCUGACCCGUCCCUUCCGCAGCGGCAGGGCGGGCAGCACCCACCCCUCACAGGAUAGAGGCUGGGGAUGGGGCAGGAAGAGGUGCAGGCACACUGCGAGGGACCUUGGAGUGGGUACCUGCCCAGGGGAGCUGACAACUCCCCUUCCUCACCCCACAGCCUCUUUCCCUUCGGGUUCUACCCACCACUGUGUCGGUUAUUUCUUAAAUAAACGGGGGCCGUCAGACCUGGGGGUGGGGGCGGCAGCUCCCAGGAAACAGAGCACCUGGUGGCUGGCU
Molecule: messenger RNA, 5534 nt
Organism: Ochotona princeps (American pika)
Lineage: Eukaryota; Metazoa; Chordata; Mammalia; Lagomorpha; Ochotonidae
Gene: TMEM132E
Product: transmembrane protein 132E
Exons: 9
Coding region: 1288-4506 (1072 amino acids)
Source: RefSeq, a predicted model, not a curated record